Mesocricetus auratus (golden hamster) is the source of this 4749-nucleotide messenger RNA. RefSeq names its product CYFIP related Rac1 interactor A (gene Cyria). Gene Ontology annotation, molecular function: small GTPase binding. The record is from RefSeq and is a predicted model, not a curated record. Gene Ontology annotation, biological process: regulation of actin filament polymerization. Bases 218 to 1189 code for a protein of 323 amino acids. The transcript has 12 exons. NCBI's taxonomy places the organism in Eukaryota, Metazoa, Chordata, Mammalia, Rodentia, Cricetidae.
GGCGGAGCGGGCGGCUGAGCGCGAGCUAGGCGGCGGCGCGGGGACAGCGGCGGCGGCGGCGGCAGCAGCGACUCCGGGUACCUACCACUCCCACAAGGACAGAAACUCUCAGGGACCACAGUCCUUGUUCGGGGAGCUCCUAGCUGUUCCACUGGUUUGUCCCUUCAGCCUGGAUUGGUGACACCCAACCACUAGAGAUAUUUCCAGGUUUGCUGGCAUGGGAAACUUGCUCAAGGUCCUGACCCGGGAAAUUGAGAAUUAUCCACACUUUUUCCUGGAUUUUGAAAAUGCCCAGCCAACAGAAGGAGAGCGAGAGAUAUGGAACCAGAUCAGUGCUGUCCUCCAGGAUUCUGAGAGCAUCCUCACAGACCUGCAGGCUUACAAAGGCGCGGGACCAGAGAUCCGAGAUGCAAUUCAAAAUCCCAAUGACAUUCAACUUCAAGAAAAGGCUUGGAAUGCAGUCUGCCCCCUGGUCGUGAGACUGAAACGGUUUUAUGAAUUUUCCAUCCGGCUUGAAAAAGCUCUUCAGAGUUUACUGGAAUCUCUGACGUGCCCACCCUACACACCAACCCAACACCUGGAGCGGGAGCAGGCCCUGGCCAAGGAAUUUGCAGAAAUCUUACAUUUUACCCUUCGAUUUGAUGAGCUGAAGAUGAGGAACCCAGCCAUUCAGAAUGACUUUAGUUACUACAGAAGAACAAUAAGUCGCAACCGCAUCAACAACAUGCAUCUAGACAUUGAGAAUGAAGUGAAUAACGAGAUGGCCAACCGAAUGUCCCUCUUCUAUGCAGAAGCCACGCCAAUGCUGAAGACUCUUAGCAAUGCCACAAUGCACUUUGUCUCGGAAAAUAAAACCCUGCCCAUAGAGAAUACCACAGACUGCCUCAGUACCAUGACAAGCGUCUGCAAGGUCAUGCUGGAGACACCGGAGUAUAGGAGCAGGUUCACAAGUGAGGAGACACUCAUGUUCUGCAUGAGGGUGAUGGUGGGCGUCAUCAUCCUCUAUGACCACGUGCACCCCGUGGGAGCCUUCUGCAAGACAUCCAAGAUUGAUAUGAAAGGUUGUAUAAAGGUGUUGAAGGAACAGGCCCCAGACAGUGUGGAAGGGCUGCUGAAUGCUCUCAGGUUCACUACAAAGCACUUGAAUGAUGAAUCAACUUCCAAACAGAUUCGGGCGAUGCUUCAGUAGAGCCCCGUUUGCAGAAGAGGAUCUGUGUGCUGACCUCAGAAGAUGUAUAUGUUUACAUAAUUUAAUACAGAUUGAUGUUAAUACUUGUGUAUUUACGUAACCACUUCCUUCUUGUCACUGAAAUAUAUGGACCUUAAUUCGUAUCCUGACUGACUCAACCCAGCAGAGCAUAAAUUGACAUGAGAGCCUUAUCUUUGAUGUCUGAAACCGGAAUCCUUUCUCCCUCCGAGGGCCAAAUUUGGGAUCUUCAAUCCUGGCUGCUGGAGCCUUGCAAUGACACCUGUAACAAUCCAAAAUUCUUAAUAGUUUGUGGAAUUGUUCUAAUUCUAGGCGUGUUAUCUCUCUGGGAGUAUAGUUUAUAGAAACACAAAGUACUUGAUUUCCUGUGUUAGCUCAGAUACAAGAAACGCACAUAACCUUUGCCCUGACAGAAAGAGAGACAGAGAGAAGAAUCCAAGAUAAGAAAAAUGCAUGUGUAGAGUACAGCACAAGUGUUCUGAGUUCAGCACGCCCACCCCCUCCGCCGGCAAACCCCGCGUGCAGCUUUUCUGUAUGCACGUGUUUUAUUAAUCCAAAUCUUCUCCUUCUGCCUCAACUUGUGUCCCUCCCAUUCCCUUUUGGUUUUUGCGAGAGGAAAAUUGCCUGUGCUUUAAUUCACUAACGAGGAGGCAAUGGGGUAGAUAGAGGGGCUCUUGCAGGACGAUUGAGGAAAAGUUGCUAUCGUAAAGAGUGUUUGAGAGAGAGAGUUGGGAUAAGGACAGUCAUAUCUGUGUCAACCCUCUGCCUGCGGGGACAGAUAAAUGGCACUCUGGUUGUAAACAAGACUACUCACUUCCCAGGAGCCUGCAGGGUUCUAGGUACACCUCCCCUCUUAAUAAGGGAGCCCCCUUCUCUGUCAAAAUGGACUGUUCAUGUCAGAACUGAGAACUAAGGCACUUUGUUAUUUACCGGAAAACUGGAGGAAUUUUGAGAGAAAAACAGUUUUUUGAUUGACUGGUGUCAGCCUCCACUGGUUUGAGGACUUUGGCAGAGUCACCUUUAGUCUCACCUUCCUCGUGUAUGAAAUAGGCAGUCUUGGGGCUGGACAGAUGGCUCAGUGGUUAUGAAUGUUUGUUGCUGUUGCAGAGGAUCUGGGUUCAGUUCCCAAUGCCCACAUGGUGGCUCACAACCAUCCUUUACUCCAGUUCCAGGGCAUCUAAUACCCUCUAUGGGCACCACCCUUACACAUAGUGCACUUCUAUACAUGCAGGAAAAACAUACACAUAAAAUAAAAUAAAUGAAGUUUUUAAAAAUCUAAAAUAGAUAGUUGCUGAGAGUCCUGGAAGACUAGUAGGAGCCACUCCACCAACCUUCCUUCAUGUAUAAUUUUCAGUGAGUAUCCUUAUUGUUAUUAAUAUCACCAGGCCUGCAGUCAUUCUGCCUAUAGGCCAGAGCUGAGUUAGGGUGGAAUCUUGGAAACAUAUUCUGGCCUCUAAUAGAAAGAUGUGGGCACACAAGAUGACUCCUACAUAGGACUAGAUCCUGAGUGUUUCCCAUCUGAAUCUAUACUCUUCCUUCUUCACCAUGUGGCCUAUGAAUAUAUAUUGUGGAGUGUAUGGACCCUUGUAGAGAAAGCUUGAGGCUAGCCUGUGUUAUUACUUGCAUAUCUUCACUGGAAGGAGAGAAUUUUCCAGACAUCUGAUGAAUGAUAAUCCUAGGAGUCAGGUCUAGGGUGAUCAGGAUAUAGUAUUAUUUGGUUUGCAACAUUCCAAGAGAAGAGCUGUGAAAUACCAAUACUUCCAGACUAGUGGCCAUUCAACAUUCCAUUGAGCACCCCAAGAAAGGGGACACUUGGUUUGUUUCAACAAAGAAAUGCAAACAAAUUGGAAAACUGGUUCCCUGAUUUAUAUGUCAGUGUAGUCAGCAGAGAAAUGGUAGAACCGGUUCCCCAGCCUAUGUGUCAGUGUAGUCAGUCAAUGGAGAGGUGAAAGCCUUGUCCCUCGGUGCUUUACCAGCAGAGUAAGUACAGUCACUUGACUGAUGUGCGUGUUCUCGCUGCAACAGAAUCAUGGUAGAUGGCUUCUGUGACCUUGUCAAACCUAGGAAUGCCAAGAUUCAGAAAAUGCAAUCAUGUGGGGUGAGACGUUCUCCAAUGGUCAGCUUUAGGGUAUGCUAUUUGGCAACCAUAGGCAGUGCUCAGUUGGACAACUCUCAAGCCUAUGAGGGCAGAGAUGCACAAUACUGAUGAGCAUGUGUUCAUUUGACCUUUCUUCAAAAGAGGAGAUUAAGAUUUCAAAGAACAAAGGACUGCCCAAUUUCUCUUGGGCUCGUAGACACAGACCUGAGCCAUGAACCCAAGCCACGUAUCUACACCAUAGCUGCCUCUCAGCUGGCUACAUAAGAAAACAUUAGGGGUUGUCUGUCAUAUUACACACACACACACACACACACACACACACACACACAGAGUUGAGGACAUUUGUAACUUUUAGUUAGACUUUCUAUUCAAUGGGACCAAAUGUGUGUAUGGGUGCUGUCAGCCUAGCCAGUCCAUUGUCUCCAAGGUGAGACUCAGUGGGACUUGAAUUUUGAGAAGCCUAGGGUCUGAAUAGUUGCCUCAGGUCACCAAGAGGACAGGCUGAUCUGUGUCUGUGAUCACUAACAGGGAGUGGGCCCUCAGUCUGCUCCUAAACUUUUGUGGGAGACCAAUUCUCUUAACAGACUGUCCAAUAGGCAUUGGGAAUCCUUAAAUAAUUUGGUUUUUCUUCCUUUUUCUGUGCUGCAUGCAGAUGUAUUCAGCACUCAUGGGUAGUUUGGGGGAAAACACUAGGGACAAUGUCAAUGUUGAUAAUACUUCAUAAUUAAUGUCUCAUAGUUUUAAAAUAAAGUGUUUUAUAUGACUCAGAUACUUAAUUUGAGGCAAGAAGGAAGAUAAAAAUGACGUUUCCCAGACAUGUUGCUACUUUUGGCAUGGUAACUUCUCUCAUGUUCACCUAGGCAUUCAUAGCAAAAGCUUUGUGAAAAUGGACAUUUUUAUUUGUAAUAAAUAGAGCCAGAAUAUUAGAGCCACAGUAGAACCAGAAUAUCAGCUAAAGACCAUGAAGAAGGUCUUGGGUGUAUUUUAAUACUUAAUGUCUUCCUCAUCAACAUAAACAUACAUUCUUAGUUAUCACAGUCAUGUCAAACAUGAAUGGAAAGCCUAAGUUUUCAAGACAUCAUCACAAUUAAGUCAAAAUAUUUCAUGCUUCUUCAAGAGCAAGAUGAAACAUACCCAAUCUAAGGAUCCAGUUGUGCAGUAGAAUUCAAACUUCUCACUCAAUUUUAUAUAGUAGGCAUCUCUCAACUGUUGUAGAAAUUAAUAACUAACAUUGGGAUUUUUGUCUUCACCAGCCCCAACCUUCAGAACUAAGUCCAUUGUCACAGUACACCUGUAAGGAUGGUUGCACAUUAGAAGGGGCUUUGAAGCUGUCAUAUGUUGUUUGCCGAAGUCAUUGUAAUUUUUUGGUUUUUUGCCUGCAUUGCCUCUUUUUGUACAGAACUUUUGAGUGUGAAAUGAAAAUUAAAGUUUGGUACAUACAUAA